This is a messenger RNA of Dreissena polymorpha, 3617 nucleotides long. Its product is annotated as interferon regulatory factor 1-like. The record is from RefSeq and is a predicted model, not a curated record. NCBI's taxonomy places the organism in Eukaryota, Metazoa, Mollusca, Bivalvia, Myida, Dreissenidae. Gene Ontology annotation, cellular component: nucleus. Bases 181 to 1179 code for a protein of 332 amino acids. Gene Ontology annotation, molecular function: RNA polymerase II cis-regulatory region sequence-specific DNA binding; DNA-binding transcription factor activity, RNA polymerase II-specific. The transcript is spliced from 7 exons. Gene Ontology annotation, biological process: regulation of transcription by RNA polymerase II; immune system process.
AUUUUUAGAAUUCCGGGAAAUGAAUUUCAUAGAAGAAACCCGAUAUUAUGUCACGUGAACACCGCUAAUAAGUGGUAAACUGAAACUUCAAACGCACUCUGCAAUCGUAUCUUGGACAGACAAGUUGUGUUGCGACAUUUGUGAUCUUUUGUGAUAAUAAGACAUUGUUUUCAGAGAAUCAUGCCACGGGGACGACCGCCAAAGUCUCAGGCAGGCUUGAAGGGGCGCGCGAACGGGCUGCGAGUGAUUGACCGGAAGCCGAUCCGACCGUUGGAGCGCCAGAAGAUGCGGCCCUGGUUGGUGGACCUACUUGAUCAAGGAGUCUGCAACCAGCUUGCCUGGUAUAAGAAGCGAGAAAAUCUCUUCCGGAUCAUGUGGAAGCACGCCGCUGGUCAGACGUUCAAUGCGACGUGUGACGCUUCCCUCUUUCAGCGUUGGGCGGAACACACUGGGAAGUUCGUGCAAGGCGAUAAACCAGACGCCAAGAAGUGGAAAGCAAACUUCCGAUGCGCAUUGCAUUCACUUCCGGACGUUGAAGAAGACAGAGACCUCCGUGUGAAGCGGGGAAACAACGCUUUCAGGGUCUACAAGUUCCUUGACUCGAAAAAAGCGAAGAAAACUGCGCCCAAGAAAACAGAGCAACCGAAGAACGUUGCCAGACGAAACGCACGCGUGGAAGAUGGCGGAUGUAGCGAUGGCUACAGCCCAUCACACGACGGAAGUCAUUCAGACUGGGACAUGCGCAGUGAAGACCGCGAGGCGGUGGAGAAUUUGUCUUAUGAUGAAGAGUCGGAUGAACAAGGCUCUCCGCUCCCCAAGUUUGAGGAAAUCUGCCCAUUUGCAGUAAAGUCGACUAAGUUUCCAGUUGCGAUACCAAUGAUCUCCUCUUCGCCAACGGAUGAUGGUCGAUCGUAUCAUCUGAACAUCUAUCAAACCGACGAUUCGUACCAGAUCGUACACCAAGGAUGGGAGGCAGAAGAUAGCGGACACUCGAUCGAGGAGUACGAGUUCGAUCCGGAACCGGAACUGGACCUGGACGUGCAAGAAGAAGUCGUAUGCAGCAACACAGAUGUCUGCAGCAGCACAGAUGGGCCGCACGUGGUUGUUAUGUGCGAGAUGAUGCCAUAUUAUGGGGAGUAUACGUCAAUGGAUCUCACAGAGGAUAUGACCGAGAUUUAGGCAGCGGCAGACGGCAUUGAGACUUUCUUAAACCCACUAAAACCUCAGACGCCAAUUGUGCAUAAUCGCUAUGUGUCUGUGACUUACAAACACUGCCUAACACGUGACAGUUUUACCACUUGACAGAAUACCACGUGGCUGUGCUGUGAGAGAUGUCAGAAUGCAGUUUUAAUGCUGUCCCUGGGCCAUUAAAACCGCUUUCAGUCAUGGUUUCAUAUAUCCAUCGGACUAGUGGCCGUCCUUCGACUGACGUCAGGCAUAUAGAGUGAGGUGUAACCCUUGUGUCUCUACGCGUAUGCGUUCUCGACCCGCCCGAAUGACAAAGAAACGAAGAACUGGCACAUGUGUGUGCUUGUUGAGGGAGGGGGAUAGACACGUGCAUCACGUUACCGUAAGACUUAUAAGUCACGUGAGAUUUUGACAUGCUGACUGAUGUAAAUGUAUGUGGUGAAGUCAACACGGGCCACAAAAUAUUCUAAAGUUGAAAUAUGGUAUACGUUGAAGCUUUGACAAAACAUUUACAAGCUGAAUCUGGCACGUUGGCUUCCAAAUAGCAUUGUAUUCAUGUACUGGUUGAGUUGCACCGUUUCUACUUCUUCAGGUGUAUGCUGCAUUGUUUGAAACAGAUACUUAUGAACAUAAUCUUGAAUUGCAAAAAGGCAAGCACUCGAACUAGACGUAGCAUCAUUUUGUCUAAAAUUUGUAAAAUGUUGGCCAUAAAAAUAAUUUAAGCCGGUCUUAAUUUCGCAGCAUCAACGUUAAAGUAUAUAAAACAGUAAUUACAAGUUUGAAUGUCUUGGUGUGUGGAUAAUGUGGAUUGGGAUUCUGUAACAUGAUAUAUCAUCAUAUUCAUCUGAAGUGUCUAGGGGAAGGAUGCAUGCGUGUGUGUUCCUUUUUGCUGAAAAGGUUAAGUUACGAGUGCACACGGUUUGUAAACCGAGAAAGACAUACUUAUAUAUAAAAUACUUUAAAAUAUCACUGAGGAAGGAUAGUUAAGAAAAUAAGUUGUUAAUUAUAGCAUGCAUUUUUAAGCGAGGAACCUUCAAAUUCCCUGAUUUUAUUUGAAAGUAUGUAAUAGAUGGAAAAACAUGAAAUAAUGACUAUCAUGUUGAUUUAUAAUGAGAUGACAUGUAAAUACAUGUAUAUUUACAAAAUGUACAUAUUUAUACAAAACAAUACUGUAAGCAAGGGUUACUUGGAUGAGCCAACUUCCUUACUAGAAUUACUGCAAUUAAGUUUUCAAUUGUUCUUAAGACCAUGGUUUUAAUAUAGGUCUUUUAAGUGCCCAUUUCUUCUUAAACACUUUUAAGCUGAGUGAUACACCGGAAGAGCUCUUAAUGAGGCCCAUUGUUCAUUUUUACGAGGUGAUAGUUCUUGGAACCGUUAUUUGCCACAAUCACUCUAAGUGUGGGGAUCUUCAUAGAUACUAUACAAUUGUAUAGUUAUAUAUAUGUAUAUAAACCGUUCCUCUACUAGUGACCCGAAAUUCAGGGAAGACUUAUAUUGUGUCAAUCUGCUUAUCCAUUAAUUUGGUCAUAAAGUAGUUAUACUUAGAAUCACCGGUGUCCCUAAAAUCCAGAUCUUGGAAUGUUUUGGAAGUUAUUACGGGACGAUAUGUUGGCAAUCAAGUUAAUGUGCAAAUUAGAAGUGUUUGUAGUCAAGUGUGAGUUGUUAGUGUACUUUGGAAUGAAAUUCAAGCAUGUUAAUUUACUGAUUACUUGCGCACUAUGAUCUCGAUUUGAAAUGAGAAAUCGUUGGGCUGUUGUAAGCAAGAGAUUUACGAAUUUCAAUACAUGUGUAUUGCAUAUAAUCUAUUUUAUAAACGGUUAAAUCAUUUAAUUUACAAACCCAACACAAAUCACCUGUCAACAUGCCAAAGUCACUGCGUUAUCUACUUGAAAUUGGACCAAAGUUUGGACUUCGGGUUUUGAUUGUGAUGAAUUGUUCAUUUGUUAAUUUAAUUUACUCUUAUGAUAAUUUUCAGUCGCGUUUUAGGAAAUCCAGGCUUAAUUCAUGUCCAAUAUUAGCCAAUGCAGUUCUGUAAAAUUGAUAUUAAAUGUAUCUUUUAAAAAUCUUUAUUUCUAGUCAAUGAAGUUUCUCUGUAUCAAUAUCUCACCUUUUCACAAAAAGUAUUUAAUUUAGUACCAAGCGUUGAAAAGAAUUUUUUUUAAUUUAUGGAAACUUUUGAUGUUCGAUUUUGUUGGUUUUGUUGGUGGUUCAAUCAUUUUUGUUUAUGAAUGCGUGCAAUGAUAUUAGUUGUUACUGCAUAAUUUUUGUCAGGAAUGUUAAUGUUUGUAUGAAUAUUGGUUUCGAAACUUGUGAUAUCUUUGUACAUAUUUGUAUACAUAUGAAUUAUCGUGUUUAAAAUUGAUUGCAAUGCCAACGUAUUAAACAUAUUAAAUAUGACUUUAAUAUAAAAUAAAAUGCAUUUGAAGAAA